Paramormyrops kingsleyae is the source of this 2896-nucleotide messenger RNA. It is a transcript of the gene dpt, whose product is annotated as dermatopontin. Lineage: Eukaryota; Metazoa; Chordata; Actinopteri; Osteoglossiformes; Mormyridae. The record is from RefSeq and is a predicted model, not a curated record. Gene Ontology annotation, cellular component: extracellular matrix. Gene Ontology annotation, biological process: collagen fibril organization.
GCCAGUAACCCAUCUUCGUAGUACAGGUCUCAGGAUUUGUGAAAAAUCUCUUUGUGCAAUUACUGUUCCAUUUACCGCAUUUAACUGCCUCACAAAGCACACCGUAAUCUAAACUAUCAGCUCAGAAAUGCAUCGUGUCAGGGCAGGUAGUUUAUUACCUGCAAUGCUAGUGGUAGCAUUAACACUGACAGUUUUCACAAGAAAAAUUAAUUUUGCCAUCUCGCUAGCUUGGUCAAAUUAGAGGUGGUUCAUAGCUGCGCCCCCUAGUGGAACCUCCUUAUAGUGCCAAAGAGUUUUAUAAUGGAAACUUCGGUGACUCAGCUGAGGCUGUGAGGUUUCUGGGCACACACUCCCCCCGAUCUCCCUCGGCGUCCAAGGCCUCUGUAUCCAGCUUCAUUUUGCAAGAACAAUCUGUUUCUAAAAUAGAGGAGGGGAGAAAAAAAUAAAAACUGUGGAAACACUGAAGUUUGUUUGGAAGAACUUAUAAAUCGAGGUCCUGCAGGGAUCUGUUUUAUUGUCGUUAAGUAAACACUUCCUGGGAAGUUUGGAAAUACUGUUAUGGAAUUUGGCUUAAUCAAUCACCAGUGCCUCAUUUAAUAACGCUAAUGAAAAACACUAUGUCCGAUUCAUCCAUCCCCUCCAUCUAUCAUCCUUCAUUAAUUGUAGUUAAUUAAUGGAAAUUAAAAUAUGAGGUGCUUUAAGUGCUCAAUCAGCUUGUUCCCCUGGUGUACACACCCUGUUCGAAAUGCUUCACACUGACACACACUGCACUGCUCUCUGUCCCCAAAACCCUCAAACAAAAGCUUCAGACCCGUUCCCUUGAUGUCAGUGUGUAUUCCAGUGUUCAUUUACACACAGCCUUAAUUUUAAAGCAGUGUAUUACCUUACACUGGCUCUGUCAGGGCAUUGGCCUGAGUGGCAUGUAGAUAAGCCCCUUGUUUUUAAUGUUAUGGUAAUUUGUGUGCAGUUUUGCAGUUUACACACGUUUUGGUGCAUGGGCAACAUAAGAAUGCUUUCAAGUGUUGGUGAGUGAUGCAGUGUGCUGGGCUGACGGUGAAUAAUGCAGUGUGCUGGGCUGGCGGUGAGUGAUGCAGUGUGCUGGGCUGACGGUGAGUGAUGCAGUGUGCUGGGCUGACGGUGAGUGAUGCAGUGUGCUGGGCUGACGGUGAGUGAUGCAGUGUGCUGGGCUGACGGUGUUCGCCUCAGACUGCCAGCCCCACAGCCCAGACGCCAUCGGAAAGGAGCGUGGAAACCGUGUCUAUUAUCACCUAUUUAUCGGCCUUUCUGUUCCCGAGGAGGCAGUGACACACACUCAGGGAAGGCACCUGGGCUCCAUCCAGCGUGUCCGCUAAGAGCCCGACGUCUGAGAACCGCUAAUGAAAGGAAAACCAGCCGCAAGGCCACUAUUUACAUAACAGCACUCAAUACAUUAACAACGAGAGCCCUGGCCAAGCGCUCCUUAUUUUUUAAGGCAUCCCUCCCUGAUGUGCACUAUAGUUCUUGGAAGCCCGUUAGGGUUCCACCUUAAAAAAAUUACGAUCGGUUUGCAGGCGUAGCGGUCUUUGUCGUAGCAAAUUACAUAUUGUCUUGGAUCGUGAUAUAAAACAUCUGGGAGUCAAAUGUCUGUGCGGAGGUUUAUAACGAGGCCGGGGCUCUUCCAGGGAGCCAGACGCUGUGGGCUGAGAAGCAGGAACCCAGGAUGCAGCUGACUUUGUGGUUCGUGCCCCUGCUGGCCUCAGCCUGGGGUUAUCCCAACUACCUAUACGAAGAGCCCUGGGUCAACUUGUUCCGGCAGGGCUUCAACUUCCAGUGCCCCCACGGUGAAGCGCUUGUGGCCAUCCGGAGCUACUUCAGCGAGGCGGAGGGGUCCGACCGCUUGUGGACCUUCGAGUGCCAGCCCACCCCUUCCAGCCUGGGGGAGCCCACUGAGUGCUGGUGGGACGACAUCAACCGCGCCGGGAUGGAAUGGACCUCCAUGUGCUCCAACAACGGGCUGGUGGCCGGGGUUCAGAGCCAGUACUUCAGUGCCGUGCUGGACCGCGAGUGGCAGUUUUACUGCUGCCGCUACAGCCGCAGGUGCCCAUACUCCUGCUGGAAGACCAACGAUGUUCCGGAAUAUUACAGGGAAGAGGCUGAGAUGGUCAUUCCAGGCUAUGGAUACUUCAUUCGAGGGGCCCAGACCACCUUCAGUGCUGUGCUCAGGGAUCGCCAGUGGAAGUACAUCCUGUGCCAGAUGACUGACUUUGACUGUGAAUUUGAAAACUUCUAAAAGGCUGAAAGUCAUUUCUGUGACACCCACUGCACCACCUCACCUUCCCCGUCCACCCACCACAACCAAGGACUUUUCCAGUUAACAACCACCCUAUUGAAAAACAGCUGAUACUGGGUUACUGGUUUGCAUGCUGGGAGCUGGGUGUCUACAGGGCUGUGACCUUGUUACCCUUCUUGUUACCCUUUUGUACAAGUUUAUUUGUAAUCCUACACCUUUUGAAAUUAGUAACCACUGUCAUUAAUGUCUGCAAUGCAUAUAUUUCUUUUUUAUUUUAUGAUUUUAAUUUAGCCUGGUUAUUGGAACUUUCGGUUCAAUGAAAAAGCAUUACUGGGAAGUCAUAUCCGUUUCUUCGGUAAGCAGUACUCAGAAUUACUGAAACAGAACACAAUAAAUAAGCAGUUUGACUACAGAGCUGCCCUCUCCUCCCCUCCGAGGCAUGAUUGAGUGAUGUGUGUUUUUCCUGACUUUUUGGGGGAAAAAAUAGUUCCCAAGGUGUUAGUGUAGGGUUGUGUUUCUAAGAGAAGCCUCACCCAGUCUGCCUCUCCGUAAACCUCAGCAAACUGCCUGAAUGACAUGUCCCUUUAUUCUCUGACAAUCGGAGGAAAUAAAAUGGAAAUGGCUUUG